AUGUGGGCGUUCUUCGCCCUCGCGCUGGUGGCGGUCGCGGUAUGCAUCAUCCUGCUGCUGCGGCGCUACGCCGCGCCCAGCGUGGUGUUCGUGGUGAAGGCGACAACGGCUUACGCAUGGCUCGUGGCCUUUGUUGUGGUGGUUCUGGUGCCCAUUGAUGUGUUCUCCACCCUGAACCGCAAGGCGGACAACAUCGCCGUUGAUGUGCUGACGUGGCUUGUGCUGCCGUUUUUCCAGGUCUAUGCUGACGCGGGCGACUUCACCGUGGGGGCCCGCUGCUGGACCUCCAUAAAGGAGAACGGCAUUCUGUACGGCGCCGCCGGCGCCGCAGGCGUCAUCGGCGUUAUCGUGAUUUUGGUGGUUGAGAAGACGAUCAAGAUCACAGACCUCGUGGCGCUAGGGAUGGGCCUCUCCAACACCUUCGCGCUGAGCGUGGGGCUGCUGCUGAUGGGCUUUGGGCUGGUGGAGAUUCCGAGGGAGUUGUGGAAGAGCCAGCCGGAGCAGCUGCUCAAGUGGCUGGCGCACAGGACCGGGCGGUUUGCCGCCGAUGUGUUGAAGACCACUGCUGAGCUGGAGGCGGUUGUGACCAUCAUAUGCGCCAACGAGAAGCAGAUGCCGCGGCGGGACCCCCUGAGGCCGUACAUGGAGGUCAUCGCGGCGUUUGCAGAGGCGGAGAGCCCUGUCAAGCCCAGCGCGGUCAGCGGCCGCACCAUCGACGUCGAGCGCCUGGCCGCAGAUGACCUUGAAUACAACUACGACAUGGCGGGGCUGGCCGCGCUGAGGCGGAGGUUGGCGGCGGCCAUACACAACUACAAGGGCGCGCACGCGCAGUACGAGGAGGUUGUGACGCAGGCGCUCGUGCUGCAAGAGGUCGUCAAGUCCAGGGAGCGGCGCGUGUACGAUGCGCCCCCCGGGACGCUCGGCGCGGGACGGCUCAUCGCCAUUCUUCUCAAUGGGCAGUGGGUGUGCACAUGCAAGCGCACUCGGCCGCCCAUGCUGCAGCUGAACCUGCCGGUUGUGCCGCCCUACAUGCUCGCACGGCGGCGCCUCAUAUGGACCGCGGUGUCGAGUGAGUGGGGCGUGCAGCUGCUGACGACGCUGCCGCUGGCCUACAUCUGUGUGGCCACCUAUUUUGCGCUGUUCAGGGUCAACGCCUUUGACUACAACAAGCUCUUGCCCAGGGCCACCACUGGCGCGGCUCUGAUGCAGAACGGAAGUCUCAUGUGCCGUUUCGGCCCAGCCACAUGCUGGAACCUCCUGCACAUGAUCCACAUGGAUGCGGGAGUGGACGGGCAGAUGACUGUGUUCACCAAGAACAUGGGCUCCAUGGAGGUGCUGCCAGUGCUGGGCAAACACCUCAACGUGUACCUGCCUGUGCUGCUGAUGGUGCACUGCGCCCUCAUCUACCUGCGGCUGUGGGACCGCAUCACAGCCUCCUGCGUCAACUCAAAGUACCGCUUCAACAGUGACGACGUGGAUGACCGCUACACAGAGCAGGGCCGAGGGCUGCUGAAGAAGGAGCUGGAGGCGGCAGCCAACGGGCUGCGCAUCGGCGACGUGCUGCAUUCGGCCGCCAUUGAUGCGGAGUUCCCGGGGCUGGGGCCCGUCAAGAAACCGACCCGCAAGAAGAGCUGGUUCAACUUCGGCCGCGGCGGCGGGGCCGACGGCGCAGGCUCCCCACCCGCCACCGCGGCAAGCUCCGAGCGCGCGCCGCUGUUUGGCGGCGCCCGCAGCGACGAGGCGCCACGUGCUGCUGGUGGCGGCGGCGGAGGCCUCCUGUCCUCUCUGAUCAAAAACAAGUACACCACGAGCGGCAGCCCCCUGGCCGCGAGCAGCGACAGCAUUCGCACGGCCAGCGCGCUCGGCACUGCCGGCGCCGGCGGCAGCAGCGACGGGGGCGGCGGCGCUGCGGGCGGCGGCGGCGGCGGUGGCGGCGGCAGCGGGCUGGACGGGAUAUUUGCUGAGAUAUCUCCGCGACCGCAGGCCGGAGGGCGGCGCCCGACGCGAGGAGGGGGCUAG
Messenger RNA from Monoraphidium neglectum, 2019 nucleotides. Its product is annotated as putative LMBR1 domain-containing protein 2 like protein. The transcript is spliced from 15 exons. The record is from RefSeq and is a predicted model, not a curated record. Gene Ontology annotation, cellular component: membrane. NCBI's taxonomy places the organism in Eukaryota, Viridiplantae, Chlorophyta, Chlorophyceae, Sphaeropleales, Selenastraceae. The coding region runs from base 1 to 2019 and encodes 672 amino acids.